This is a messenger RNA of Brassica oleracea var. oleracea, 621 nucleotides long. RefSeq names its product dof zinc finger protein DOF4.4-like. Gene Ontology annotation, molecular function: DNA binding; DNA-binding transcription factor activity. The transcript has a single exon. Gene Ontology annotation, biological process: regulation of DNA-templated transcription. Lineage: Eukaryota; Viridiplantae; Streptophyta; Magnoliopsida; Brassicales; Brassicaceae. The coding region runs from base 1 to 621 and encodes 206 amino acids. The record is from RefSeq and is a predicted model, not a curated record.
AUGGAUAAGUUGAAUGUUUUUGUGAGGGGAGACAAUCAAGUGAAUGAAGAGAAACCUCCAGCUCGAGUGUGUCCACGGUGUGACUCUGACAAUACCAAGUUCUGUUACUACAACAACUAUAGCUUGUCUCAGCCGCGCUACUCCUGCAAGAAUUGUCGUCGAUACUGGACUCAUGGUGGGACUUUAAGGAACAUACCGAUUGGUGGAAGUGGCCGUAAAACCAAUCGUCCAAAGAUAGAUCAACCAUCUGCUGGGAAUCAACAGGUUAAUAAUCACCAACCUUUCUUACAUGGUCAAGAAACUAACGAGUUUGUUGGAACUUUUAAUGGUUCUUCUUCUUCUGAUGUUGUUGUUGGAAACCAUUUCGGUUUUCAUGAGAUUCAUGGUGCUAUGGUAAACAAUGUGCCUCCAGUUCGAAGUUUUCCACCAAUGGAGGCCUUACAUAUCUCUGAUGUAUCAUCUCGACAAGAUUAUUACGACGUUGGAUCCAGUGAUUUGAUUGAUAAUCCUUUGAUAAACCGCCCAACUGAAGAUGAUUUAAACAUGUGGAACGAGAGCUACAACAACACUAUGAACGUGAAUCAUAAUGCCAGCACGAGUGGAAGGAGGGGAUAUCUUUAA